AAAUCCCUGUGCACAGCAAGUCUGCAUGUUUGCACACACUGAGCGCUGCACGCUGGAGACUGUAGUCCUGUCCAGUCAAGAGCCACAGCCUGUGGUGAUYACACAAAGUGGACAAGAACCAUGUACAGUAGCCCAGCAUGACUCUCCACCUGCGUACUUAUCCAGUGGCUAAUGGUAAUAUUAUCAGACAUUUAAAUGUUGUCUUGCAAGCUCUUUUUUCAUAGUUUAGUUUUAGUGGACUAGUUGUGGAUUUACUGUGUUUCAUCCGUUGGGUUUGAAUUUUAAAAAAAAGCUUCAAGGGCUUGCGUUAGACAUGCAGCUGGGUGGUCUGGUGCGUGGGCCCUCUGUGGCGCCACUGGGCCUGUUUUGUCGUGGUUGUCUCAGCAGUGCGCAGAACCGACCCAGUCGCAGUUUCAGUUCGUCAACCAGGCAGACGAUCAGGUGGAACAGUCAGGGGAACCUCAGCGUACACUGUCCCGAGGAGAACCCCCGUGUCCUUAUCACAGGUGGUCUGGGGCAGUUAGGUGUGGGACUCGCUCAGAUGUUAAGGAACCAGUACGGGACAGAGAAUGUGAUCCUGUCAGACAUCAAGAAGCCUCCACCUCAUGUUUACACCAGUGGCCCAUUUGUGUAUGCUGACGUUCUGGACUAUAAACACCUCCGAGAACUGAUAAUAAAUAAUCGUAUAACUUGGCUGAUUCACUACAGCGCUUUGCUCAGUGCCGUGGGUGAAGCUAACAUAGCUUUAGCGCGGAAGAUUAACAUCACAGGUCUGCAUAAUGUUCUGGACUUGGCUCUGGAGAACUGCCUUCGCCUUUUCGUCCCCAGCACCAUCGGAGCGUUUGGACCCUCUUCUCCUCGUGACCCGGCCCCUGACCUUUGCGUGCAGCGCCCGAGGACCAUCUAUGGUGUCUCUAAAGUGCACGGAGAGCUGAUGGGGGAGUAUCUUCAUCAUAAAUACGGAUUGGACUUCCGCUGCCUGCGUUACCCUGGAGUGAUUUCAGCCAACACACCUCCUGGAGGAGGAACGACGGAUUAUGCGGUUCAAAUCUUCCACGAUGCUCUCAGCACAGGCCACCACAUGUGCUACUUGCGACCAGACACCCGGCUUCCCAUGAUGCACAUCUCCGACUGCCAUCGUGCCACUGUAGAGUUCAUGCAGACCCCUGAGUGCCGGCUGUCGUUGCGCACCUAUAACAUUGCUGCCAUGAGCUUCACCCCAGAGGAGUUGGCCCAAGAGAUCCGCAAACAUCUCCCGCACCUUAAGGUCACCUACAAUCCAGAUUCUGUGCGCCAGACAAUUGCAGACAGCUGGCCCGUGAGAAUCGAUGACUCCAACGCCAGGAGGGACUGGGACUGGAAACCGGCCUUCGGGCUCGAGGAGCUGGUGUCAGAUAUGCUGAGCUCUGUUCGAGAAAAGAGGACCAGAGAGGGGCUUCCAGUCAGCUAGCAAAACUUUCUGAUGCAAGAAUCACUCAUGGAUUUAUUUUUUCGGUCUGUUUUUACCAACGGUUUUCUCUCAUUUGAUUUAUAUUAAGCGUCAGCCAGUAUCCUGUGGUUUUUUUUUUUUUUUUUGGCUGAUUAAUCUUCCAGGGAUGAACUGUAAAUAAAGAGUUUUCAGUCAGAAUUUUUUAACAGACAGUUAGACAACAUUUACACAACAUCUACAUUUUUCAGUCUUUUUCACAGAAUCAUAUACUGUUAAAUCUUGAGUUUAGUUGUAUUUAUUUGUUAUAAGCAGCAUUUUACAAACAAAAAGGUUGUCUUGUUGAAAAAAAUAUUUUUUGGAUUCUGGGAGAUUUCAUUAUUUCAUAUCAUGUUAUUCUGGUCACAACCCUCUGUAACAAUGUAUAACAAUAUGGAGCAGCAGCACAAUUGGAAAAACAAAGUAAUCUGGAAUCACUCUGAAUUGUAAAUACUCUAUAUUCUACAUGUCUYAUAAAACAUCGUUUUGUAAUAUACAAGAGUCUACAAAAUGAAAAAAAAAACACUCAUACUCUGGCAUUUAACACAAAGCCUUUAUUCAAUCUGCUUUUAAAGCAGUGUCACUUUGAUUAAAAGUAAAAAUAAAUAUUAGCUUAAAUAUUAUCUGAAUGUAAAUGUUCUGUUUACCAAUGCAGUGUACAUAUAUUGUACUAAUGAUUAUAAAGGAUUUAGCAUAAGUAAAAUGGAAAAAAAAGUUUUUGUUUGAAAAAAAUAUUUACAGAAUUAAGUCAUACUUUGUUUUACAUAUAUAGAUUCAUGAUCAAGAAAUAACUAAAGGUUGUAUGAAACCACCUGACAUGUAAAAAUAAAAUUUAUCAGCCAAUGCUCUUAA
This is a messenger RNA of Austrofundulus limnaeus, 2317 nucleotides long. RefSeq names its product L-threonine dehydrogenase 2 (gene tdh2). Gene Ontology annotation, biological process: L-threonine catabolic process. Gene Ontology annotation, molecular function: L-threonine 3-dehydrogenase activity. Lineage: Eukaryota; Metazoa; Chordata; Actinopteri; Cyprinodontiformes; Rivulidae. The coding region runs from base 314 to 1450 and encodes 378 amino acids. The transcript has 9 exons. The record is from RefSeq and is a predicted model, not a curated record.